UCCCGGGGGCUGAGAAAAAAUGUGCGGAAGCGUGGCGGCGCCGGUGGUUGUUUUCGACUUUGAUAGAACGAUAAUCGACGACGACAGUGACCGAUGGGUGGUGACUGAAAUGGGUUUGACCCACCUUUUCAACGAACUGCGCCACACCAUGCCGUGGACCUCUCUGAUGGACAGAAUGACGGAGGAGCUGCACUCUCACGGGAUCACCACUCACCACAUUGUAGAGUGUCUGAAAAGGGUUCCUUUGCAUCCAAGCACUGUUUCAGCCAUCAAAUCUGCACAUGCUCUUGGGUGCGAUUUGAGGAUAAUUAGCGAUGCGAAUCUGUUUUACAUCCGGAACAUUCUGGAACACCAUGGCUUGUUAGAGUGCUUUUCUGAGCUGAAUAGCAACCCAGCUUUUGUAGAUGAAGAGGGACGCCUUCGUAUCACACCCUUUCACCAUUCUCCCCUCUCUCCUCACACUUGUCCCUUGUGCCCUUCCAAUAUGUGCAAGGGAUUAGUAAUAGACCGAAUCCGAGGUUCUUUGCCGGAUAAGAAAAGAAGAUUCAUCUACAUCGGAGAUGGAACAGGGGAUUAUUGCCCAACUUUGAAGCUGGGGGAAGAUGAUUUUGUGAUGCCAAGGAAGAAUUAUCCCCUCUGGAACCGGAUUUGUAGUGACCCAAAAUUAGUUAAUGCAAAGGUUCAUGAUUGGAGCAAUGGGGAGGAGUUGAAGAUCAUACUACUCAACCUUAUCAACAUAGAUCAAGCGGUAGCUAGCAUCCCCCACUAAUGGUGAGGAAUGAGAGUCACACACCCCUUCCCCAUAGGUAGCGGUGUUAGCUCGUAAGACACCAAAGAAAGGAAACUUCAGUUUAUUAAACUCAAAUGAUUGCUUUGAAGAAUU
Messenger RNA from Abrus precatorius (Indian licorice), 883 nucleotides. Its product is annotated as thiamine phosphate phosphatase-like protein. The transcript is spliced from 3 exons. Bases 20 to 769 code for a protein of 249 amino acids. NCBI's taxonomy places the organism in Eukaryota, Viridiplantae, Streptophyta, Magnoliopsida, Fabales, Fabaceae. Gene Ontology annotation, molecular function: phosphatase activity. The record is from RefSeq and is a predicted model, not a curated record.